AUCCUGCAGGGAAGGAGUCUAUUGCGAUGGGAAGGGUGAAGUUAUAGACACGUGACGUGCCUGCCAAACGCGCUGCCUGCUGACCACGCGCCCCCGCGUUUUCGCGACUGCAUCGCGCUGGCGAUGGCCUCGACGUCGCCAGUCUCGCCACCCUGACCAUGCCUCCGCCCACAACGAAUUGCACCGAACACCAUCUACCCGCCAUAUCGGACACACCCCAAGCGCCGAUGUUGCUCAUACGAUGCCGACCCAUACGCCCUCCCCGCACCGCUUCCUAGCGCCCAAUCCGCCUUCCACACAGAAGACCAAGAAACCCCAAUCUGGCCUGCGCAACGCCCUCGCUAUACAGACACCUGCUUCUACAAAGAAGACUCAACCAAAGCCCGAGCUUCAGUUCAAGAACUUGACUCCUGCGAAACGCUUCGUCUUUGCGCCGCCUCGGCAAACACAUGAAGGCACCAAAGAGGGGCGCGAUGAACCGCAAGAAGAUGCGUUCGCACAUGCUACACCGCUCCCAAAGCUUCGGAGGAAGUUCGAAAGAGUGGAAAGCAUAGAGGAACCAUCGCAGUCAAGCCAAUCAGAAGCGCAAGAUGAGCUGCACGGCGAAGAUGUCAUGCAAUCCAUCGAAGACGGGGACAUUCAGCCCAGCCACUGGGAAGGACAGGGUGCAGACCAAGAAGAUGAGAUGCUAUUCGAAUCAGUUCAAACGAGCAAGCGUCGCCGCAUGUCCCCCGGGAGCUCUCCAACUCUCCAACGACCGUCUGAGCCCUCCACACCAGCCCCUGUAUCCAAUUCAACGACGCACCGCUUCAAGGUCCCGCCGCCACGGACGCCCGCGCCCUUCCCCAGUAUUGCAGUGGUGACUUCCACACCGGCGAGUGCACCGCAACGUCCUCACUUCAUACUCCCUGCGCUUCCCACAUCGCCUCCGAAGCCUUCUCGUCCGCUCCCUGAGAUCUUUUCACCUUCGCGAAAAAAUGGCAAAUACAUACCUAACGGCCUUGCCUCGACUGUCACGACAUGGAUGAUCGAGACGGCAAAUACAGGUUUCGCGGCACAGGAUAGAAGCGGCGCUGUCUCUGGUCGUGAGAUGGAAGACGGCGUGAGGCUGCGUAUACGGGUUUUGAGUCUGUCGAGGGGCGGAGGUCGAAGCCGUAGCGCAGACGAAGUGGAGUGCUAUGCAGGUGGAGUCGUGUUCGCUCGCGGAGAUACCGAGGCUGGCAUGUAUAACGCGUCAAGAGCAGAUAAUUUGAGCGGUGAACAUAUCGCGUUGAGAGUCUUACUAGCCGGCCAAGGUGGUGCUAGAGGCUCAGGAGGUGUACUGCUUAAGACUGCUAGUGUAAUCGGUAUUCGCGCACCAAUGUGGGACGUUAAUGUGGGCGAGGAGAGGUGGACGGUGGCUGUGGACUGGGUGCUACUCUAAACUCUGGACGAGACGUGCUCUUACGAUUUGAUGACUGAUGAACGAUACCCAAUUUCAUGGAAACACGACAAAUUACAGAUCGAUAUGCAAGGAAUCUAAAUCAUUUAUAAGAGAGGAAACACCCAAGUUCACAGACGUCCAUCCCUCAAAACACCCUUGAGUGAUUAUUCUCACAUGUCCCUAGACUUGGGUGUAGUUUGCUAGCCGCUGCCAAAUGGUUGCCUUGAGCCCACGUUG
This is a messenger RNA of Alternaria rosae, 1660 nucleotides long. RefSeq lists its product as uncharacterized. Lineage: Eukaryota; Fungi; Ascomycota; Dothideomycetes; Pleosporales; Pleosporaceae. The transcript has a single exon. The record is from RefSeq and is a predicted model, not a curated record. The coding region runs from base 242 to 1423 and encodes 393 amino acids.